This is a messenger RNA of Tauraco erythrolophus (red-crested turaco), 5859 nucleotides long. Lineage: Eukaryota; Metazoa; Chordata; Aves; Musophagiformes; Musophagidae. The record is from RefSeq and is a predicted model, not a curated record.
AUGCCACAGUUAAGCUCAGGGAAAGCAAUAACUGUCAGUGAGGUGAAAGGGCCUAACAGGGUGGUCACCAGCCCAAGCCCUCUGGGUGCAGGGGUAGGACGUGAGCCAGGGAAGAAGCUGGUAGUCAGGCAGAGUCCUCAUCUGGCACCAAAGACAAAACCUGAGCAGCCCUUGUCUUCCUGUCUGCAACCGACCAUGCUCUCCAGCGUUUCCUGUGAGCAGUUUGCUUCUCUUGGCUGCGUGCAGAAGGAGCAAGGUGAGAGUAGCCAGAGACUCUCAAGUGAAAAAACCAAAGGGAUACAGUGCAGGAGGGCUGCCAGAAGCAUGGAGAGUGUAGCUGUGCCAGUCUCAGACACUGCUGUAUGCAAAGAUUGGCAGCCAGCAACCAUGGCUGCAGCAGCGUGCUGGGAAGAGACUGUCGGGAAAGGGAUAGGACAAGGUCAACAGCUAUUUUUCUCAGGAACUACUUCGCAAAAUAAAUUCUUAGCAGGGAUCAAAAGGAAAGAAUAUAGCUCUGAGGGACUGAACCUCUCAGGUUUCCUGGAGAGUUCAGGAAGCUCAGGAAAAAAAGGCAAAUAUUCCUUUAUGGAAGUAAAAUUACAAAUCCCAUCCUCAGAGGAGGAACUUGAGAGCACAGAGAGACAUGACAUUUCCUGUUUGCCGGAACCAGAGGUGCUGCAACCCAAAAAGGGCACAUGUGCAGAAAUAAAAAGCACUGACUCCAUAACAAUACGCAAGAUGCAAAUAGCAGAUCUUAAGAAGAAUUUGGGAACUCGGAAAUCCUUGUCUGAACCAAAACCUCAGGAGGAGGUAGAUAUGCCAGGGAAGUUAGACGGGUCUUCUUUAAUGGAAUCAAGAACACCAGGGACACAGGAGAAAGGAAAGAGGUGCUUGAGCAAGAAAGUCGGGACAUCUUUGAGGAAACCAAAACUGCAAGGUCCCAGAGAGAGAGGUAGAUCUGCCUUGCUAGAACCGCAUACACGGUGUGCGGAGUCCAAGAAAGAGGCUGUGAGCCUGAGGAAGAGGGGCAGAAGCACACUGGUGUCACAGCGGCUACGGGGUCUAAGUAGCCAAGAACAAGCAACAGCCAGAGGAAAGGUGCACAAGGGUUUCAUGGAAGAAGAGCAGCAGAGCUCAAACUCUCAGAAAGGAGCAGGCAGCCUGAACGAAAGAGCAGAGGAAAAAUGGAAAGCAAUUGAGCAAGACUCUGGUUCACAGGCUGUGAAGAAGCUUAAGACAAAUCAAAACAGAUCAGAACAUUCCAAGGAAGAGGAAUCUCACUACUCUAAAUCUCCUACAGUUGCUACAUCAGGUGGGACUCAAAGCAAGAGCUUUCUAUGCCAGCCUGUAACAAAAAAGUCUGGUGUGCAGUGUAAUAAAAGGAAACUCAGAAUUGAUCAGAUGAAGUGCUUGCAAAGUUUUAGCGCGAAUACAGCUGAAAAAAUGAGAAAUGUGUCUGGAAAACGUAAUGUGGAACAUUGCAGAAACACCCUCAACCAUUGUAACGGCUUGCUCUGUGCAACAGAAAAGAAUCCGUUUGUGAGACUAGAGGCCUGUAGUUACAUCAGAAUGUUUGUGAAGUCUUCAGCUAGUGGAACUACCAACAGUUACAAAUUAAAUGGAUUCUUCCAUAUAGCCCAUGAUAAAAGAAAGUGUGUUUUUCAUGAUGGUGCUGUAGAACAGAGUGAUAUGAAUUGCAGCACUAGUAGAAUACAAAAUGAGAGAUCACCCAUACAAGGUGGUUUAUUGUUUAAUAAAGAAAAAACUCAAAAUGGAGAAAAGUGUUUUUCAUGCUGUCGGAGUGAAAAGAAUGGGUGUUCAAGGGGAAAAAAGUGGAAUGUUGGUAGAAAGCCUAGAAAAAAGAAGGAAAUCACUGAGAAAUCAGCAGUGCAGAAUGUUUCCAUGGACAUGGGUAAUGAAUGCAGUGAGUGUGCGUUACAAGCAGAAGCAGCAGUUGCCAUGUCAAGCUCCCCUGCAGUCUUAGGGCUAACUCAUAAAGAAAUUACUCCAUCGUCUUCAUGUGAUCAUACAUCAAAUCUUCAUAUAGGAAAAAAUACUCAUGAAGCACAAAAUAUAUCAGUCUGGAGACAGAUUAGUACCGAAGUACUUGAAUUUGAAGAUGGAUUUAAGAAGACAUCCGAGCUCUCUGUAGUAGCAAAAGGAGAAAAUUCAGACAGUGUGGCACAUCAUUCUGCUGCCUCAGAUAGCCUGAGAGUGCUAGCUCAAGUCCAUGAUGUUUCUCACUGUCACAAAAGCAAGACAGAUGAAAAAUUGAACAAAGUUACUAAGAAAUUGCAGCAGUUUACCUGUCAAAGAACAGUACCUAUGACUGGUAGACAUGUUUGGCCUUUUGAAUCUUGUGCCAGGACUUCUGAAUGGGUUCCUAAAAGUCAUGGGUCCAUCUCAGAAGGAAAAGGACUUUUGAGAACUGCCUUUGAGGAAUGCUAUGAUAAAAACAGUGUUAAAGCUGUAGGAAACGAUGCUGUGACUGGAAAUUUGAGACAGCUGGAUUUGCAUACGUCAUCAGUGGAUGUUGACAAAGAAGCUACACGUAAGGUAAUGGAUCCAAAUACUAAAUGUCUGACUUCACUUGAAACACCAGAAUCCUCUUCUGUGGACAUUUAUGAGACUUUGAGAACAAGCAAUGGAAAUGUGGAAUCGCCAGUUAAUAUGGAUAGAAGUGUCAUGGCUUUUAGCCGUGAUGAAGUGCAAGAAGUUAAAGCAACCUUAAAUUGUAGAACAAAACAAAAAUACGAAAAUAAAGGAGCUGUAACAAAAACAAACCUGUCUGUGACAAUCCAGAAUGGUACAUCCACAGGUAACAAAAAAAGAAACUUCAGCCGUAAAGUAUCAGUAGUGAACCAGACGUCUUCUGAUUUAAAGAUAAUGAAAGUAUUAAACACUGGAAACCUGACAAAAUUCAAAAUUCCUUUAUGCAGAAACAAACCUGAAGCCGGGAAAUUGAAAUCUGUCCAUUCAUUUGAAAGCAAAACCUGUAGUCCACUAAAGCUUCUCGACAGCACUAGUGUUUCAAGAAGGCAGAAAACAGGUGAAGAAACUAGUUUAGUAGAUUCUGAGCAGCAGCCUCUUCCUGUCACAAGAGAUGCUACAUCUGCAGCUUCCAUGAAGAAAAAAGCAGAUGAGAUCAACAGUCAGGACUUUAAGCACGAUAGCCCUGAAAACGUUUCAAAUGAGAUGUCUGCGCUCCCUGAAUGUUUUUCUUUAUAUCCAUAUCCUUUUCUAGACGGGCAGCUAGAGUCAUCUGUGCCUGAUUCCUGUGGUACUGAACGUGUACUAAAAUCUAAUUUUCCUGAUCAUUCUUGGAAUGCAGUGGACCACCCUGUUGCAUUAGAAAUAAAUGACGAUAGGAAAUCAAGAGGGAAUCUUUCACAACACAGAAGUCAAAAUUUUCCAGAUAUCCUUGAAGCUUACAAAGAAGAUGUUCUUGUCAUUGAUGUGAUUCAGGAUGACCCCGACCUUUUUGGAACCAGUAAUGAGCCACAGCUUGCGCUUGCAGACUGUGAAAAUUGUCCUGUCAAGGCAUCCUAUACUAGUAUCUGCAUUAAAGAUGAAAAGCAGAAUCUUAAGCUUGAGGAUCCUGUCAUCUCAGAAAAUAGAGAUUCAGUAGAUAGUAAUUUUAGACAUAUUAACAUACAAGAAUCCGGAAUGUCGAAAGAUACUGAAAAUUCCUGUGAUUGGAUGCUAAAAGCUACAGAUAUUAAAACCCGCAACUCCUCCAGAGGAAGCAGUCCUUUGGGAGGUGUUACUGAGGGCUUUCUUGAAGAUGAGCAGCUCAGAGAACUAGAUGAACUUCUAAAGAGUUACAACAUGCAUGAAAAGUUCAAGUUUGCAGAUGGAGUUCCUGAUGUUAAACAAGAAAUAAAGAGUGAAGCUGAAAAAAGUGACUGUAACUACGGAGAUCUUGUGAACUGUGAAUUUCUAUCAGGAUUACCGUUGGAUGCCCCGAAAGUAAACGUCUUCAGUGAAGUUACAGUGAUGAAACCCCAGACAAAUGGUAUCGCUUCUCAUUCAGUCCAGCCCAUCCUCGAGAUGAUGGAAUUGCCCCGCAAAUAUUGCAAAUUUUAUUUCAUGACUUUGCGUGGCUGUGAAAGAGCAAAAUGUUGGUUUUUGCAUGUUCCUGAACAAGGGGAUGAAAAGAUUUGCAUGGCAAUACUUAGGACAUAUAUUAGUGUCAAAGAAUCAGGCCUUCUAAAACGUGCAGUCCAAAUAUUUGUGAAAUAUUACAGAGAAGUUACUCCUGGUGUGGAUUUUUCUUCCCAAGUGCUGAAUGAUCUUCUCAUUUCUUUGCUCAAGAACUGUUUGUUGUGGGAAGUAUUUCAGAUAUUGAAUGUAACUGUACGAAUCAAUACACUGCCCGCUGUAGAUGUUCUUCUGAAAGUUUUUGAGCAUGUGGCUUCUUUGAAUAUAAGAGACGCUGUGCCUACAUUAAUCAGUACCUUUUAUAAGCUCAUUGAUGCUGGUAUGUUCCUUGAGCUUGAACAUUUUGACUGUAUUAUUAAUUUCCUUCACAAAUUACAAGUUUCCAGUCAGGAAAUAAAUACUGUUUUGAGCAUAAAAUCCAGAUUUCAGGAAACAUAUUUUGAAAAGAACUGGCUUUUUGACUUCAACUUGGCAGUGGCUGAAAUUCAGCAUUGCAAGGAAAAAAGCGAUUGGACCAAGCUGGGAGCUUUGUAUAUUAGUGCAAGAACUGGAUGUGAAUGUUUUGAUGAUCUUGAGAAAUUGUCUUUAUGUAUUGCCAAAAUACUAACCAGAGAUUCUGAGACAGACAGACCAGGAGUUCCUUUUUGUGAUUUUGCUGAUGCAGUAAUAAAAAAUUCACAACCUAAUGAAGCAGACAGAAUUUUCAUUGGAAGGACUGGGAUAAGUGUAAUGUAUUCUUAUCACAAAGUGCUGCAGUGGACAAAGGGAAGGAAGGUUUUGGAUAAAUUGCAUGAGCUACAGAUACAUUUUACAGUCUUGAAAGGACUUACAGGUGCAGAGAGGUUAGCAUCAAGAUGUCAAAUUGUUAAUAAAGCUGCAGAAAUUUUUCUUAAAACUGGAAGUUUGGAUGGAGCAACAUGGGUAUUGAGAGAGUCAGAGUGGACCACAAAUGCACCACUGUGGCCCUGCAAUAAAGUGGACAUCCUCAGUCGACAUAACCUGUUAUGUACACUAGCACGCAAAUACUUGAGCAGGAGUUUGUACAGGCAGGCAUUUGAAGUUCUGCAGAACUUACCAGGUUUUCAAAAUCAUUCUGAUACCGUAGAUGUUUCUCAGUACAGCUGCCUUUUUAACAAGCUAAUAAAUGCCUGUUUUGAGAGAAAGAACCUUGGGGUCUCAUCUUCUGCAGUAGACUUCAUGCUUUCAAAAAACAUAGCUAUUGAUUUUUUUUUACUUAGAGGAUUAAUCACAGCUUUGGGAAGAAGUUCUUUGUGGUCCAAAGCUAGGACCUAUUACAAAAGCGCUUUAUCGUUGGGUUGCUACCCACUACUGCAGGGAAAUUUAUGUCACAAACUUUUGAUGAUUCCGUCUUACCUGUCUGAGGUUGAGAUGCUGUUGGCCAUUGAAAUAUUUCUUGUUUCAAAUGCCAGUGAUAUUCAAAGUCUAAUGACUACUAGUCAGACUCUUCAAAUAAUACUGAAAAGAUGUGAAGAUCAGACAGUUCAGAAUAACAGUGACUAUCAAGCGGCAGUGAAGAGAUUGAUCCUGGCUGCUCGUGUAUCUGAUCCAAAGCUUUUUCUUAAGCAUAUGACCAUGAAUGUCAAUAUGGAAGAAGUUUACAGCUUGGAGCUUACAUCCGCUCUAAAAUGGCUUCAGGAGAAUAUGAAGUGGGCUGGGAAGGUCUGGCUGUUUCAGUAG